Scleropages formosus (Asian bonytongue) is the source of this 3087-nucleotide messenger RNA. RefSeq names its product potassium-transporting ATPase alpha chain 1. The transcript is spliced from 23 exons. The coding region runs from base 1 to 3087 and encodes 1028 amino acids. Gene Ontology annotation, molecular function: ATP binding; P-type sodium:potassium-exchanging transporter activity; ATP hydrolysis activity. Lineage: Eukaryota; Metazoa; Chordata; Actinopteri; Osteoglossiformes; Osteoglossidae. Gene Ontology annotation, biological process: potassium ion import across plasma membrane; intracellular sodium ion homeostasis; intracellular potassium ion homeostasis. The record is from RefSeq and is a predicted model, not a curated record. Gene Ontology annotation, cellular component: plasma membrane.
AUGAGUAAGCAGAACUCAUACGAUAUGUUUGUGGAGAUGGACAAGAUGGAUGGGGAGCUGGAUGUCCAGAUCAAAAAGAAGAAGAAGGAAAAGAAGAAGGAGAAACUGGAGAAAAUGAAGAAAGAAAUGGACAUUGAUGACCAUGAGAUCACAAUAGAAGAGCUUGAGAUGAAAUACUCAACUAGUGUCACCAAGGGUCUGACCACAGCGUUCGCACAGCAGGUCCUGGAGCGGGAUGGUCCAAAUGAGCUCAAGCCCCCAAAAGGCACUCCGGAGUAUGUGAAAUUUGCCCGGCAGCUGGCUGGCGGGCUGCAGUGUCUGAUGUGGGUAGCAGCUGUCAUCUGCUUCAUUGCCUUUGGUAUUGAGUUCGCCAGGGGAAAUGACACCAGUGAAGAUGACCUGUACCUGGCAAUAACACUAAUUGCUGUGGUGGUUGUGACAGGAUGUUUUGGAUACUACCAGGAGUUCAAGAGCACAAAUAUCAUUGCUAGCUUCAAAAAUCUGGUGCCACAGCAAGCCAUAGUGAUCAGAGAUGGGCAGAAGAACCAGAUCAAUGCCAACCUGUUGGUGGUGGGUGACCUUGUGGAGAUAAAGGGUGGUGACCGAGUGCCAGCUGAUGUCCGCAUCAUCACGUCACAGGGCUGCAAGGUGGACAACUCUUCUCUCACAGGGGAGUCUGAGCCACAGAGCAGGACUCCAGAGUGCACCCAUGAAAACCCACUCGAAACCCGUAACAUCGCCUUCUUCUCUACUACCUGCCUGGAAGGAGUGGCCACAGGGAUCAUCAUCAACAUAGGCGACCGUACCAUUAUUGGCCGGAUUGCCAGCCUGGCCUCUGGUGUAGGAAAUGAGAAGACCCCCAUCGCCAUUGAAAUUGAGCACUUCGUGGACAUCAUUGCUGGACUGGCCAUCUUUUUUGGGUUCACCUUCUUUGUAGUGGCCAUGUUUAUUGGUUAUGCUUUCCUGGAGGCCAUGAUCUUCUUCAUGGCUAUUGUGGUAGCCUACGUACCCGAAGGUCUGCUAGCUACUGUGACUGUGUGCCUUUCACUGACAGCUAAGCGUCUUGCCAGUAAAAACUGUGUAGUGAAGAAUCUGGAGGCUGUGGAGACUCUCGGCUCCACUUCUGUCAUUUGCUCAGAUAAGACGGGCACCUUGACCCAGAACCGCAUGACUGUAGCUCACUUAUGGUUCGACAACCAGAUUCAUGCUGCUGACACCACAGAGGAUCAGUCAGGUCAAAGCUUUGACCAGUCCUCAGAAACUUGGCGGGCCCUUGCAAGGAUAGCAGGACUGUGUAACAGGGCAAUAUUCAAACCUAAUCAGGAGACUGUGCCUAUUCCCAAGAGACAAGUUGUAGGGGAUGCUUCAGAAACUGCCCUACUCAAGUUUACAGAGCUGACCAUUGGCAACAUCACAGAUUACAGAAGCCGAUUUAGCAAAAUUUGUGAAAUACCAUUUAACUCCACGAACAAGUUCCAGCUGUCGAUUCAUGAGUUAGAGGACCCGCUUGACUUGCGUUACCUGUUGGUGAUGAAGGGAGCACCAGAAAGGAUUCUGGAGCGCUGCUCCACCAUCCUUAUUAAAGGCCAGGAGCUGCCCCUAGAUGAGCAGUGGAGGGAGGCCUUCCAGACAGCCUACAUGGACUUAGGAAGCCUUGGAGAGAGAGUGCUUGGUUUCUGCCACAUCUACUUGAAUGAGAAGGAGUUCCCUAGAGGCUUCCGUUUUGACACUGAUGACAUGAACUUUCCUACAUCUGGUCUUUGCUUUGCUGGGCUGAUCUCCAUGAUUGACCCACCUCGUGCCACUGUGCCUGAUGCUGUCAAGAAGUGCCGUACAGCCGGAAUCCGGGUCGUCAUGGUGACAGGUGACCACCCAAUCACAGCAAAGGCCAUUGCAGCAAAUGUAGGCAUCAUCUCAGAGGGCAGUGAGACAGUGGAGGACAUUGCGCAUAGGCUGCGCAUUCCAGUGGAACAGGUCAACAAAAGGGAUGCCCGUGCCUGUGUGAUUAACGGUGGCCAGCUGAAAGAAAUGACCAGUGAUGAGCUAGACGAGGCCCUGAUGACCCACCCAGAGAUGGUUUUUGCUCGAACCUCACCCCAACAGAAACUCAUCAUUGUAGAAAGCUGCCAGCGUCUGGGUUCCAUUGUGGCAGUGACUGGCGAUGGAGUGAAUGAUUCACCAGCACUGAAGAAAGCAGACAUUGGUGUUGCCAUGGGUAUUGCUGGCUCUGAUGCAGCAAAGAAUGCUGCAGACAUGAUCCUGCUGGAUGACAACUUUGCUUCAAUUGUAACUGGGGUGGAGCAAGGUCGUCUGAUUUUUGACAAUCUGAAGAAAUCCAUCGCCUACACUUUAACAAAGAAUAUUCCCGAGCUCACUCCCUACCUCAUUUACAUCACUGUCAGUGUGCCUCUGCCUCUGGGAUGCAUCACUAUUCUCUUCAUUGAACUCGCCACAGACAUUUUUCCAUCUGUGUCUCUGGCUUAUGAGAAGGCAGAAAGCGACAUCAUGCACCUGAAGCCACGAAAUCCCCGCCGGGACAGGCUGGUUAAUGAACCCCUGGCAGUCUAUUCCUACUUCCAGAUUGGUGCAAUUCAGUCCUUUGCUGGUUUUACGGACUAUUUCGCAGCCAUGGCUCAAGAGGGCUGGUACCCCUUGCUUUGUGUGGGACUGAGGUCUUAUUGGGAGGACACACACUUGCAGGACCUGCAGGACAGCUACGGACAAGAGUGGACAUUCAGCCAGCGCCUGUACCAGGAGUACACUUGCUACACUGUCUUCUUUGUCAGUAUUGAGAUCUGCCAGAUUGCUGAUGUCCUGAUCAGAAAGACUCGCCGACUGUCUCUCUUCCAGCAGGGCUUGUUCAGAAACAAGGUGCUUUUAAUUGCAAUCGUCUUCCAGCUGUGCCUGGGAAAUCUGUUGUGCUACUGCCCAGGGAUGCCCAACAUCUUUAACUUCAUGCCAAUUCGAGUACAGUGGUGGUUUGUCCCUGUGCCUUACGGAAUUCUAAUCUUUGUAUAUGAUGAGAUACGGAAGUUGGGAGUCAGAAGAUAUCCAGGCAGCUGGUUGGACCAAGAGUUGUAUUACUGA